This is a messenger RNA of Neltuma alba, 3264 nucleotides long. Its product is annotated as AUGMIN subunit 5. The transcript has 10 exons. The coding region runs from base 346 to 2715 and encodes 789 amino acids. The record is from RefSeq and is a predicted model, not a curated record. Gene Ontology annotation, cellular component: spindle microtubule; HAUS complex. NCBI's taxonomy places the organism in Eukaryota, Viridiplantae, Streptophyta, Magnoliopsida, Fabales, Fabaceae. Gene Ontology annotation, biological process: spindle assembly.
UAUAGCGACCAAGCGAGCGCGGAUUCAGAGUGUUUUGCUUUGCUUGGCCGGCCAUAAACCUCCGCUUUUGUCAGAUCUGCGAUUCUUCUUCCCUUUUCUCUUUCUGAUCGCUCACAUACUCCGACACUGUACAUUCUCUUUCAGUUCUAAACGAAGAAUCAGAAAAACCGAUUAUCUGGCAAUUCGCAAGUGCUCGCUUGUUACUGUUUCAUACUGAAGAUGAUCUCUCUUCUUCUGAUUUCGGACCAGGUUCAAGAAAGUUAGCCUUGGGGGGGUGAUUUGGAGUCAAUGAGAGGUUAGUCUCAGAACCUACGAUUUCUUCCGACCUUUGAAUCCGGACUUGCAAUGCAGAGCUCGUUGAGCUCAGUGGCUCAACCAGAGGCAAUACUGGAAUGGCUUCAAAUGGAAAUGGGGUAUAGGCCCUUGUCUCAGUAUGGCGCCUCAAGUAAAUCGCAUUUGCCAUCGGUUGAGUCGUUUCGGAAGAUUUGCCGUGGGAACAUGAUUCCGGUUUGGAAUUUCUUGAUAACACGGGUGAAGUCGGAGAAAACUGUGGAGAAUAUUCGGAGAAACAUAGCGGUUCACGGUGAUGCAGAUCAUGGUGGCAGUGUUAGCAGUUUGGUGAGUGCCGGAAAAGAAGAGGGUAGGAGUAAAGGGAGGAAAAAGGAGAAAAUAUUGGCAGAGAGUUCGAGCGCGGCGGAGACUCGAGAGGCUGCGCUGCAAGAGCGAGAUUUGGCAGAGAAAGAGGUGGAAAGGUUGAGAAAUAUUGUGAGGAGGCAGAGGAAGGAUUUGAGAGCUAGGAUGCUGGAGGUUUCAAGGGAGGAGGCUGAGCGGAAGAGAAUGCUUGAUGAGCGGGCGAAUUACAGGCACAAGCAAGUUAUGUUGGAGGCAUAUGAUAGACAGUGUGAUGAAGCGGCAAAAAUAUUUGCUGAAUAUCAUAAACGUCUUUGUCACUUUGUAAAUCAAGCAAGGGAUGCUCAAAGGUCAGGUGUUGAUUCUUCUAUUGAAACGGUCAAUAGUUUUAGUACCAAAAGUGAAAAGGAAGCUGUUUAUUCUACUGUUAAGAGUGGUAAAUCUUCGGAUGACGUCAUUCUUAUUGAAACUACAAGGGAAAGGACUAUUAGAAAGGCUUGUGAAUCUCUUGCCUCUUACAUGAUUGAAAAAAUAAGGAACACUUUUCCUGCUUAUGAAGGUUGUGGCAUUCACAUGAAUCCUCAAUCAGAAGCAGCUAAGUUGGGAUUUGAUUUUGAUGGAGAAAUUUCAGAUGAGGUUAGGGCUGUUAUUGUGAAUUGCCUAAAGAGCCCUCCUCUAUUGCUUCAAGCACUUACUGCAUACACAUAUCGGAUCAAAAGUCUAAUUUCUAGAGAAAUAGAGAAGAUUGAUGUGAGAGCGGAUGCAGAGACCUUGAGGUACAAAUAUGAAAAUAACAUUGUCAUGGAUGUUUCCUCUCCUGAUGGGAGCUCUCCAUUACAGUAUCAACUUGGCGGGAAUGAAAAAAUUGGAGUUGAUGUACCUUCAGGAGGAAGUCAAAAUCAACUUCUUGAGAGACAGAAAGCUCAUGUUCAGCAAUUUUUGGCUACUGAAGAUGCGCUGAAUAAGGCUGCUGAAGCUGGGGACUUAUGUCAAAAGCUCAUAAAACGUCUUCAUGGAGGCAGUUCAGUUGGUAUUGGAAGCACCUCGCAGAACAUUGGCAGUCUUCGGCAAUUUGAGUUGGAUGUAUGGGUGAAGGAAAGAGAAGUGGCUGGUUUGAAAGCUAGCUUAAAUACCCUGAUGUCUGAAGUACAACGCUUGAAUAAAUUGUGUGCUGAGAGGAAAGAAGCUGAAGAUUCUCUUAAAAAAAAGUGGAAAAAGAUUGAAGAAUUUGAUGCUCGUCGAUCAGAACUUGAGACAAUAUACACAGCACUGCUAAAGGCCAAUACGGAUGCUGCUUCAUUUUGGAGUCAGCAGCCAUUAGCAGCAAGGGAGUAUGCAUCAAGCACUAUAAUUCCAGCAUGUGCUGUUGUCGUUGAGAUUUCAAAUAAUGCAAAGGAUCUUAUUGAGAAAGAAGUCUCUGCUUUUUAUCGGAGUCCAGAUAAUAGCCUUUACAUGCUUCCUUCUUCGCCACAGGCACUCCUAGAGGCCAUGGGCACCAGUGGCGCUGGUGGACAGGAAGCAGUUGCAAAUGCUGAGAUGAAUGCAGCUAUUUUGACAACAAGAGCUGGUGCUCGGGAUCCUUCUGCAAUUCCAUCAAUCUGUCGUGUAUCAGCUGCCCUCCAGUAUCCUGCUGGGGGUUCAGAUGCUGGUCUAGCAUCAGUGCUGGAGUCCUUGGAGUUUUGUUUAAAACUUCGAAGUUCAGAAGCUAGCGUGUUGGAAGACUUGUUAAAGGCUAUUAAUCUUGUCCAUAUCCGGCAGGAUUUGAUAGAAAGUGGUCAUGCACUAUUAAACCAUGCUUAUCGAGUUCAGCAGGAAUAUGAAAGGACAACAAGUUUUUCUUUGAGUUUGGCUGCUGAACAGGAGAAAACUGUUGUGGAUAAAUGGUUGCCUGAACUUAAGGCUGCAGUCCUGAGUGCUCAGAAAAGCUUGGAAGAAUGCAAAUAUGUCUGGGGUUUGCUUGAUGAGUGGUGGGAGCAACCAGCAUCAACUGUGGUUGACUGGGUCCUGGUUGAUGGGCAAAACGUAGCUGCCUGGCACAAUCAUGUGAAGCAACUUCUUGCAUUUUAUGACAAGGAGCUAUUGUGAGUUAGACUUAUCUGUACCUUCACUUAAAAAAGCCUCUCCUCGGGUCACAUUCUUGAUGCAUCUCCCACUUGAGUAAACGAUCAUUAAGGCAGUGUGAUAUUGGCUGAAAAUAUCCUAUUUCGGUUUUUCAAAAAAAAAAAAAAAAGGAAAAUGAAAGGGGAAAGUGGUUGUUGUAGUUCUGACGGUAGCUGCAUUGGGGGGGAAAAAUCCUUUUUUACCUUAAUGAUUAGAUUUGUACAGUUAUUGUUGUUAUUAUUAUUAUUUGUUUUCUUUACAAGCAUUUUGUUUAUAUUACGUCAUUUUAUUAGAUGUUAGUGUUAGGUUUUGGACUGGGUUGUUUUCGUUUUCAGUGGAUGUCACUAAUGUCCAAAAAGGCAAGUUCGUCUGUGGCUGUAGAGCUUGUUUGUAUUAUUGAUUGCUUGGUUGCUAAAAUCAUGUUUCAUUUUACUGACUGUUGUUUCUGUGUAACUUUAUGAUCAUGAGAUGACUAUUUGUAACUGUUUACCUUCUCAAUAGGUUCCUUACAUUAAUAUAGUCAGUUUUCACUGA